GUCAGUUUAUAAGUCCCUCCCCCUACUCUCCUUCAAUCAUUUCACCUCAGCUUCUGAUCAUUCUUAGAGGUUCACAGAAAAACCAUGGGGGUAGAAGAGCAAGUCACCACAAUGGUGCUGAAGGUGGAUCUUCAGUGCUGCAAAUGCUACAAGAAGGUCAAAAAAAUACUCUGUAAAAUCCCUUAUAUACAAGAACAGAAAUACGAUGAGAAGAAUGACACAGUAACAAUCAAAGUGGCAUGUUGCAGUCCUGAGAAGAUCAAGGAAAAGAUUAUCUGCAAAGGUGGUGAUACCAUUAAAAGCAUCGAGAUCAAAGGUCCUGAAAAACCAAACCCUGAACCACCUAAAAAUCCAAAAAAACAAAAGAAGACUAAAGAAUCAGGAAAGUCCAAAGAAGAAGAACAGCAGAAAGAACUAGAAAAGUGUAAAGCCACUGAGAAACCACCAUGUCAAAAGCCACAUCCUCCUCCUCCUCCGCCGGUGUUAGUUGCGAUCGGAGUACGCUGUCAGCAAUGUUACAUUGGGUAUCCUGGUGGGCCAUGCUGUCACGGCCCUGGUUGGCCACCACCAUGUUACGAAUGCCAUGGAUAUUGUGGAAAGCCAGAUGAUAGCUGUGGCUGUGGAAGGAAUUGCUAUACGAGUCACUGUGAUACCCAAGGAUGCACCUUCAUGUAGAUAUUUAAAUUUUGUUACCUUCACAAGAUAUUUUCUUCUUGAUUACCACUUAUAUACGCAAGUGUUGGAAUUUCUAUUAUUAUUAUUAUUAUUAUUAUAAGGAAGAUGGGAAAAUAACUAGAAAAGAUUAUAAUAAUAAUGAAAUAUGGUUGUUUGUUGAUAGAGGCGGGGCACAUGAAGUGCUACACCUAUUGUAAAAAUGAAUAAAUAAAUA
Ziziphus jujuba (common jujube) is the source of this 889-nucleotide messenger RNA. Its product is annotated as protein PYRICULARIA ORYZAE RESISTANCE 21-like. The coding region runs from base 85 to 675 and encodes 196 amino acids. Gene Ontology annotation, molecular function: metal ion binding. The transcript has 3 exons. The record is from RefSeq and is a predicted model, not a curated record. NCBI's taxonomy places the organism in Eukaryota, Viridiplantae, Streptophyta, Magnoliopsida, Rosales, Rhamnaceae.